AUGUCUGCUGAAGCUUCUGUCUCUUACGCCGCUUUGAUCCUUGCCGACGCUGGGGUUGAAAUCUCCUCCGACAACUUGUUGUCUGUCACCAAGGCCGCUGGUGCCUCCGUUGACAACGUCUGGGCUGAUGUUUUUGCCAAAGCUUUGGAGGGUAAGGACUUGAAGGAGUUGUUGUUCUCUUUCGCCGCUUCUGCUCCUGCUGCCUCUUCUGGCUCUGCUGCCGCUGCUGCUGGUGGUGCCACCGAGGCUGCCGCUGAGGAGAAGGUUGAGGAGGCUGCUGAGGAGUCUGACGACGACAUGGGUUUCGGCUUGUUCGACUAAACAUCGUGUAUAUUAGUUCACAAUACAGCAUACUCAUCGAUAUC
Metschnikowia bicuspidata var. bicuspidata NRRL YB-4993 is the source of this 365-nucleotide messenger RNA. RefSeq names its product ribosomal protein P1 beta. Gene Ontology annotation, cellular component: cytosolic large ribosomal subunit; ribosome. Bases 1 to 321 code for a protein of 106 amino acids. Lineage: Eukaryota; Fungi; Ascomycota; Pichiomycetes; Serinales; Metschnikowiaceae. The transcript has a single exon. Gene Ontology annotation, molecular function: ribonucleoprotein complex binding; protein kinase activator activity; structural constituent of ribosome. The record is from RefSeq and is a predicted model, not a curated record. Gene Ontology annotation, biological process: cytoplasmic translation; translational elongation.